CUGUCAAAGCAAUCUAGUACCUCUUUUCCGACCAGCCCGUUCUUUUUGAUCCGCCAUUCUGUCAAAGUUGUUGUUCGUCAGAUUUGCUCUGAACUAAAAAACAUCAAAAAUGGAGAACGACGCCGGAGAAUUCGUUGAUCUGUACUGCCCACGGAAGUGCUCUUCCAGCAACAGAAUCAUCCACGCCAAGGAUCACGCCUCCAUCCAGAUCAACAUCGUCGAUGUCCACCCCCAGACGGGCCGUAUGCUGGAGACCUCGAAGGUGUACGCCAUCUGCGGUGAGAUCCGCCGGAUGGGAGAGUCGGACGAUUGCAUCGUGCGUCUCGCCAAGAAGGACGACCUGCUGGCCAAGAAUUACUAAUUUUGGAUGGUUAAUCUAAGGUUUAAUCAAUAAAAAAGGUGAUUUAAAAUCAAA
Messenger RNA from Culex pipiens pallens (northern house mosquito), 415 nucleotides. It is a transcript of the gene RpS21, whose product is annotated as 40S ribosomal protein S21. The transcript is spliced from 4 exons. The record is from RefSeq and is a predicted model, not a curated record. The coding region runs from base 110 to 361 and encodes 83 amino acids. Gene Ontology annotation, biological process: endonucleolytic cleavage to generate mature 3'-end of SSU-rRNA from (SSU-rRNA, 5.8S rRNA, LSU-rRNA); endonucleolytic cleavage in ITS1 to separate SSU-rRNA from 5.8S rRNA and LSU-rRNA from tricistronic rRNA transcript (SSU-rRNA, 5.8S rRNA, LSU-rRNA); translation. Lineage: Eukaryota; Metazoa; Arthropoda; Insecta; Diptera; Culicidae. Gene Ontology annotation, cellular component: cytosolic small ribosomal subunit; ribosome. Gene Ontology annotation, molecular function: structural constituent of ribosome.